GCAUAAAGUUUUCUAGGGUUUAAGAACCAGAUAUUGUUGGCCUAUAUAUAUAAUGCCUGUGACCAUCGAUAGAGGUAGGGUUUGAGGCGUGCAGUCUUAAUUGAGAUCGCUCAAAAACCUCAGUCAAAAUGCCCAAGCAAAUUCAUGAGAUUAAAGAUUUCCUUCUCACUGCAAGGAGAAAGGAUGCACACUCUGUGAAGAUAAAGAGGGGCAAGGAUGUGGUCAAAUUCAAGGUUCGCUGCUCCAAGUACCUGUACACUCUGUGUGUAUUUGACUCUGAGAAGGCUGACAAAUUGAAGCAGUCUCUCCCUCCAGGUUUGAGCGUGCAAGAGCUGUGAAAGUUGACAGCGAUUCUGAGCUUUGUGGAAUAUUUUUUAGGAUAUGAACAAGAAUCUCUUCUGUGUUGAUGUAUUUUUGAGAUUGAAAUACUUGUGGAUUUUGGCAAUCAUUGCUUAGUGGAUUUUUUUGUAGUUAUGGAAUUUAGAACUUACGUGUUGUGUGAUUUAGGCUUCCAUAUCGUUCUCUCAGGGUAUGUUAGAUGAUUUUGUCA
This is a messenger RNA of Jatropha curcas, 550 nucleotides long. RefSeq names its product Ribosomal L38e protein family. Gene Ontology annotation, molecular function: structural constituent of ribosome. The record is from RefSeq and is a predicted model, not a curated record. Gene Ontology annotation, cellular component: ribosome; cytosolic large ribosomal subunit. Gene Ontology annotation, biological process: translation; protein-RNA complex assembly. NCBI's taxonomy places the organism in Eukaryota, Viridiplantae, Streptophyta, Magnoliopsida, Malpighiales, Euphorbiaceae.